AUGGAACAGGAGGAAACCUUAUCUCAGCCUGGUGACAAUUCGCUAAGUUCGAACCGUUCGGGCUCUACCCAUCGAUCUACCACUUCCUCAAAGAAAAAUAAAGUGCUGGCCCCGAGCUCAGCCGCCACUUGUUCUCGAGCAAAAGGUGGACGUUCACGUGGACGUAACGUUCAAAAUCACGCCAAUUACGUGUUGUCGCCAUUGACAAACGGAGCAACAGCGCUGUCGUCAUCUACAUUGGGGGCCACGUGUGCACUAAACAAUAAUUUAUUGAACCUAGCAACGGGUGGAGUACAGCAGGAUAGACAGAUAUACAGUUCUGUUCCGGGUGUAGCUUAUCCGAGCCUAACGAACAGUUCCGGUGACGCCGCAGAGAAGGAUUCUGCUUCUGGUGUUUGUGCUACUCAGGAAAAACCCAAGGAUGACACUAAGCUUGCAAAUGUCCUGAAAGCACGCGAUCAAGACAAAUCGGCAAUGCAGCUGCUGGAGAAGAGACUGAUUGAGGCGCAGACCAAGAGGAAUGAGCUUGAAAAAGAGCUUAAUGCGGAAAAACGUAGCAAAAUCAAAGAAGAACAUGCCGCAGCACGAGCUUUAGCAGCUGCCCAGUCCAACAAGUAUGCUUCAUCCUUGUAUGUCAUUGUGGAGGAAGUUUGUUGCAUGCAUCCUCGAGAUGAAGUACGAGCGCACGACUAUUCGGAAGUUUUUAGUACUCCGAUGAGCUCGGUCGCGCAUUAUACACUGGUUUUUGUCAGGAAGCGCUCAUUUGGGUGA
Molecule: messenger RNA, 771 nt
Organism: Gongylonema pulchrum
Lineage: Eukaryota; Metazoa; Nematoda; Chromadorea; Rhabditida; Gongylonematidae
Source: the annotation of a GenBank genome assembly